UGAACUUUGCCGCCUGUUGUUGUGUGGCAAGUUAGCGCAGUUUGUUGAAUUAGUAGACGACGAGAGGUAGCACUUGCGAUUUGCGGAGGCCUGCGGCGUGUGUCACCCCGUAUUCUUCGAGCCAUCACGAUAGUUUCUGCCGACAAACUGAUCUCGGAUCAGUGCAAGCGAUCACCACGGACUCCCCACGCCAACUACCGCAACAUUUCAACGGGGCAACCACGCUGCAGCGCCCGGACGAAAUGGCCAAACCCAGCGACCACGUCAAGCGGCCGAUGAACGCCUUCAUGGUGUGGUCACGCGGACAGCGCCGGAAAAUGGCCCAGGAAAACCCCAAGAUGCACAACUCAGAGAUCAGCAAGCGUCUUGGAGCCGAGUGGAAACUUCUGACAGAAGACCAGAAGCGGCCCUUCAUCGACGAAGCCAAGCGACUACGUGCCCUACACAUGAAGGAACACCCCGACUACAAGUACCGGCCCAGACGAAAACCCAAGAACUUGUUGAAAAACAAGGACAGGUACGCCUUUCCCAUACCAUGUAUUCCAUCUGCCGACGACCCUAUGAUGCGAUCCAUGGGUGCUGCUGUCACCACGCAGGGAACAGGCUUUCCUACCGGACUGUCAAUCGACAAAAUGCGGGCCUUCUUCCCGCCUACCACAUCGCCAUACCUUGACGGGGGCUCGCCCUUGGGCUCGACCAGUUACUCGAAGGCAGACCUGCUCUCCCAGAGUAUGCGGGAACAGAUCUCCGCCAGUGCCAGCCUCUACUCCUCUGCCAUGUAUCCGACGGCCGGCAGCGCUUUCUGCACUGCCCAGCCUCACACACACACGCACACCGCACCCGGACUGCACGGCCAACAGUACGUCGUACCGUGCAACUGUUGGUCGCCGGCGGCGCAGGACUUGCGCCGGCCCGUAGCCUACCUCCUGGUCAAGCCGGAUAUGGAGCACUACGCCGGAUCGGGGCACCCGCAAGCGACACCUGCCAUGUAAAAAAAGAUCACCAGGACCUGAGCCAUGUUAGCACCACUUGGACGACGCCACGGACAAGUUGAACAUGCCCGUGGCAAAUGUAUAGACAUUUAAGAGAAGAAGAAGAAGAUAGAACUUUGUAACUAACAACUUGAGUCAGGACGCGUCUUCAAAGAAAGACAGUUGAAUCUCGACUCCAAACGAACGGUGAGGUUUUAGACAUAGGUGUAUAAUAGGACUCUUGGAUUCCUCCAGCCAGUCUGGAUGGAAAGGAAAGGACUUCUUUCUUGGACUUUCAGAUAUUAUUUGCUUUUUGGGAUGCGAUGUUGUCAUUUUCUGCUGCCUGCAUCAUGAUAGAGGGGUUGGCACGAGUGCUCAUAUUUCUAUGUGAGUAACGAUUUCAUAUGGUUCCUCUUUUCCUUCCUACUCCUCUUUGGAUUGUAACUUUAUUCUGAGCUUAUAAAGAUUUUUUUGUACAAGACGACUGGGGAACGGAACUCUUGAUGAGUUCGUUUAUGUUCCUCUUAUUAUUGUGGACAAGGGGAAAACCGACUAAAGUCGGAGUGAUUUUGCUGUAAAUUCCAUUGAUUGUUGUGAAUAAUGCUUAAAUGAUGUGUAUUUAAUUUUUUGUGACACUAAUCUAAGUGAUUGAGACCAGAUUUGUAUAAUGAUUGACACUGGAGAGUUAGGACUAAAAUAUGUAUAAUAUUGUUGCAGUCGGAAAUAUCUAUAUAUAUUUUGUUAAAUCGACAGAGAGAGAGAGAGAAUAUGGUUUAACUUAAGAUUUACAAUUCUUCCCUGCAACAGCAAAUGUGUAUUUGUCUACAACAACCACAUCAUGCAUUUCCCAAUGCUUUGUGAAGUAUGUGAGACGUGGGCUCUUUUUCAAUGUUAUUUAAAGCGACUUGAUGAAGGUUUGCAUUUUCUUCCUGUAAAACAUUGACGUGUUUCGAUUUUGUUCGAACAAAGUAAAAGUUGGCCGUGUUAUAUUUCCGUGGAA
Messenger RNA from Branchiostoma floridae (Florida lancelet), 1971 nucleotides. RefSeq names its product transcription factor Sox-14-like. Gene Ontology annotation, molecular function: RNA polymerase II cis-regulatory region sequence-specific DNA binding; DNA-binding transcription factor activity, RNA polymerase II-specific. The record is from RefSeq and is a predicted model, not a curated record. Gene Ontology annotation, biological process: anatomical structure morphogenesis; cell differentiation; regulation of DNA-templated transcription. NCBI's taxonomy places the organism in Eukaryota, Metazoa, Chordata, Leptocardii, Amphioxiformes, Branchiostomatidae. The transcript has a single exon. The coding region runs from base 243 to 992 and encodes 249 amino acids.